Molecule: messenger RNA, 285 nt
Organism: Ilex paraguariensis (yerba mate)
Lineage: Eukaryota; Viridiplantae; Streptophyta; Magnoliopsida; Aquifoliales; Aquifoliaceae
Source: the annotation of a GenBank genome assembly
AUGGGGAUAGGUGUGAUCAACUUGGGAGGUGCAAAAGCUACAAGGAUGUGGAUAUGGCCUAGGUGGUCUAUGAUAGGAGUUUGGGAAGAAGGUGUAGUUGUUUGGUGGAGACGACAUGGUGGUGGUCCAAUAGAGAAAGAAAAGGGAAGGUAUUUUAUAGGGGUCGGAACUUGGGAUUGGUUUGGGAGAAGGGUGGAUGAGGUUUGGGUUGGGUCAAAUUCAGAUUGGUUAGUGUCUAGUGAUGGUGGUUGGGAAGGUGGUGGUUGCGACGGGGAUAUUGGAUGA